Messenger RNA from Plenodomus lingam JN3, 2763 nucleotides. RefSeq lists its product as uncharacterized. Gene Ontology annotation, cellular component: nucleus. NCBI's taxonomy places the organism in Eukaryota, Fungi, Ascomycota, Dothideomycetes, Pleosporales, Leptosphaeriaceae. Gene Ontology annotation, molecular function: DNA binding. The record is from RefSeq and is a predicted model, not a curated record.
AUGUCCAUGUCGACCCCCUCCGACUCACACCGCCGCCGCAAGAAGGACCCCGACCGCGAGCGCACCAGCCCCAGGACCAAAGACCGCGAUCGAGAAAAGGAUCGGGACCGUGACAAGGACCGUGACCGCGACAAGGACCGCGACCGCGAGCACCGCAAGAGCACCAAGUCCCGCAAGCCCCGCUCUUCGGGCUCCAAAGAGUCCAAGGAGGACGUUACUGAGAGCAGCAGUAGCUUGCGGGAGCGCCCGUCGACGGAGCGAAGCCGCACCUCGACCUCGACAUCGUCGCCAUCGACCAAGUCGCACAAGAUGGCCGUCGUGCCCGAGAUGGAGCGCAGAGGCUCCAUUAGCUCCAACAACACGUCGCGCAUCAGUCUGCCCUACCCCACGCUGUCCAAGACGUACGCCAAGGAGAGCAUCUACGCCCGCGACGACUCAGAGAAAAGGAAGUCGACCAUGAGCACAGGCACGACCGACAGCGAUGCCACCAAAAUGCCCGCUGGAAGCGACCCCUUCACUGUACCCCCACCGCCCGCUCGCGUUGCACCCACACCCCCGCGGCCACCCCCAAGUCCGCCGCUGACUGCCACCACCACGGCCGACUUGCGGAAACAGGCCAGUGCAAACAGCAUGCGACGCAAGGACUCAGACGCCGUCCACCGCGAGAUGCAAAGUGGGCGGCGGAGCGUGGAUAGCAGCACCCACGUCACAUCCCAAGCUGGCCCGCGGAUAGCAUCACGGUCCAGCAUACGGGAGGAAGAGGACGCCUUCGACAUGACCGACCUCACCUCCACCACAAACUCACAGCCCAGUACGAUACGCGCCAAGUCGCCUCAGCUGGCACCCAGGACCAAGACAGCCAGUCCGUCCAGCGCUCGCCCGCCUGGAAGAACGUCGACACCGGUCAAGUUGAAGACGAGAGCCCCAUCAGAGUAUACAAUUGACUCGGACACUACCUCUGUACCCCCGGACCACAAUACCCAAAUAAGGGCGAAUUCACCAGAACAAUCGGAAAUAUCACAAUCCUCCAUCGUCGACUCUUCGCCACCGACGCCCACCCAACACUCCGUACUGCCCUCGGUGGUGUCCUCUGUAAAGGAUGGACCGCCCAUGAUUGAAAUCAUGACGGAUCCCAUGUCACGGACGCAGUCAGUAGACACUACGCACUCACAACAGUCACCAAUGACCCCGCCGCCACCUCCGCCGCCACCAACCAUGAUGAUGGAAGCGCCUCGGGUGGAUUAUCUGCUACAAAACGGUGGUCUGGCCAAGGCGAUACCAAGAAGUCUCCUGGCUGCUAUCGACGGUGUUCCUGCCUCAGCGUACUCACAGUAUACAACGCCACGAUUAUCGGGUGCACAAGCCCACGAUGUUCGAAAUUUCUUCAAACCUCUUCAAAACGUGCUCAACAGCUACAAUACAGUCAUGGAUACCAGUGGUUCCCUGGCCGUAGCCACUGGCUACAAAUCAGUUGCACGGCGUCUUCUAGACAGACUCGAGAACGUUUUUGCACGUAACAUAUCCUCGGAGCACUGUGAAUGCAUGAUGUGUUUUGAUCAUUCCCUCCCCGAAGACUCGGCUGGUGUAAACUGGGGUGAAAUCUUGGAGCUAGUCUCGGGCCGUUGCGAACUCCCGGCCUGGCCGCCCUACGAUGAGGGUCCUGGUCCUGGUUUAGGAAUAUCAUCUGACCUUGAGGCACCUUGUCAAAGAAUCGACGUUGACGUUCCUGAACAAUACCGCGAGCACUACGAAAAACAGUCAAAGAAGACGAAAGUCGCAGUCCAAUCCUGGCUCUCUGACCAAACAGAAAACGUCCCCGAAGACGCAGAUGACGAAACACUAACCUUCAUCAUGUUGACCCGUCUCGAGCAACCCCAACGUCCACUCUUCUACGCUCUCCUCUGGGGCCUAGAAAAACUGCCAAACCCACGCACGCAGAAACCUGACACCGGCGUCCCACCGUACUUGGCAAAGGCAGGUCUAGCGCUCCAACGUCUAUACCGAUUGUUCAGCCCACCGAGAAAUCAACUAGUAGUCAUGUAUCUCAUCCGCCAUCCCUCCAUGCACAACAUGCUUGCCACCCUCGCAGCCGUCACAAAACAUGAGUGGGAGAUCUUGGUCUCGGGCCGCUUCGAUGGCUUUCUCUGGUCGGGCAUGGAGGAUAUGCCCGACAUGAACACGACACCGCCGCGUACUACAUCGAGAGCAGGGCAAAUACCUGCUACAGAUGGGCCACAGCGCUUUGCAUCACCACUCCCGAGCAAUGCCAACAAGUUUGGCACAUUCAGUCCAUCACCAAACUCCCGGCCAGGCAGCACCCGACCGGGAAGCGUUCGGCCCCCGGGCGGCGCCCCCGUGCAAAUCGACGAAGAAACCGAAAUCGCGGUCCUGGCCGAAAUCGAACGCGAAAUCUACCUCGGCAUGGAAGCCAUGGAAGACGCAUUUGAGCAGUUGCACCACCAAGCCGAAGCGGUACGUCGCCGACUGCGCGAGCGCGCCGCCGCCCUCUCCAUGGUUGCGCAGCAACGACGUGGCAUGGGCGUGGACGAGGUGGGCGUGCGCAUGGACACACCGGGUUUCCGUGAUCCUGACGAGGGGUUGAACAAUGACGAUUUGAAGAGCGAGAUUGGCCCGGAUGAUAGUGCAAGUAAUGUUAGUCAUAAUCGGAGAAGGAAGGCGCAUCGGGCGAGGGAGAGGAGGACGCCGGCGCCAGUGGAGGAGGAGAGUGAGGGCGAGGAGGAGAGGCCAAGGCGGAGGAGGUAG